CCCUCAUUUUGUUUUCUCGCUUUCGUCAGGGCCAAUUACGUCUCGCAUCAGGGCAAUGUCACGGCCAACGAUGUCAUCCUGUGCAGUGGUGCCAGCUGUGCGCUGGACUUGUGUCUCUCCGUUCUAGCUGGACAGGGCCAAAACAUUCUGAUCCCUAGGCCGGGUUUCUCUAUCUAUCGCACCCUGGCUGAGGGCUUCGUUGAAUGCCGCUACUAUGACUUGAUGCCGGAUAGGAACUGGGAAGUGGACCUGGUGCAACUGGAAUCGCUGAUUGAUGCCAACACGGCCGCCUUGAUCGUGACAAACCCGAGUAACCCGUGCGGAAGCGUGUUCAGCAAGACCCAUCUCGAAGGCAUCUUGGACAUUGCCGAGAAACAUUAUUUGCCUAUCAUUGCCGACGAAAUUUACGAACAUUUCGUAUUCCCGGGUCAGGAGUUCUACGCUGUCAGUUAGUUAUCCAAGAAGGUACCGGUACUAUCAUGCGGUGGACUGACCAAACGUUUUCUGGUUCCCGGAUGGCGCAUGUGGUGGAUUGUGAUUCACGAUUGGGAAAACUUGUUCAAGGACGUUCGCAAGGGACAGGCUAAUCUGUCCGCGCGAAUCCUCGGGGCCAACACCCUAGUCCAGGGUGCCUUACCGGAUAUCCUGAAGAACACUCCUCCAGCGUUCUACGAUGAUUUGGUUUCAACACUUUAUCGACAUGCCGAACUGGCAUACAAGUCGAUCAAACAAAUUCGCGGACUGCACCCCGUCAUGCCCGGUGGUGCCAUGUACAUGAUGAUUGGCAUAGACAUCAAACGGUUCCCUGAGUACGAGACAGAUCUAGAGUUCGUGCAAGCUCCUGUUGCAGAGCAAAGUGUGUUCUGCCUGCCGGGCCAGUGCUUCGAGUAUCCGAACUACAUCCGUAUCGUGCUCACCGUCCCGGAAGAGAUGAUUGUCGAAGCGUGUAAGCGCGUGGGAGAGUUUUGCCAGAAGCACUACAAGCUGGACGAUGCCAUUAUGGAACAACAACAGCAAGGUUUUCUUAUUUUUUAAACUCAGAUGGUUGAUUUUGAGAAAUAAAUCCCUUCAGUCAUACCAUAAUAACUCAAAUCGUGCCGCUAUGAGCACUUCUCAAGAAGUAAUUCAUUGCACACACAGCAAUAAGUGACGUGAGGUGCUGCGAUGAAAUCCUAAAGCGGGUUGGGGAGAGCUAGAACAAAAAACAAGUGAGUUUCAACCACAGAACUUAUCAACAAGAUAAGCUCUUGCAAGAGCACAGUUACUUGUGCAAAGCAACAUAUUCCCACUAAAUCGAAAAUCUUUAAGUAUAUCAAGGAGUAAUGCGGUCAUUAUUUGAUACUGGCAGAUAUCCUAGAUCCAGAGAUCCAUCGAUACAUUGAUACAAAUCUUAUUCGUGAACAACUCUCUGGUGGUCUGAAAACUGAUGCCAAUGGCGCGACGAAGGUUGUAAAAAGAAGGAGAUCUGAAUGGAAGAAGUGCCCAAAGUCAUCCACAACUUUAUGUUCACUUCUACUAAAUAGAAAUGAUCGUAUAUUUUCAUCCCCAACAAAUUAUUUGGCUUUCAAAGCCCGUUAGAUUGGCUCAAGUCUGGCUGAAUGUUUUGUUUUUUUAGUCUUCAAUAACACUAACAUUAUUAUUUUUAUUUUUUAUUCAGAAGAAAGGCCUCUGAUUAACUUCCCAGCAUCCCAGGAAAUUUAUUUUAUAUUUGUUUACUUCGAAAAUUAGAGCAAAUUCCAUACCGUAAUAAUGCCUGCAAAGUAUAAAUUAAAUUGAGCUGUCAAAAAAAUAUUCCUGCUGCGGAAAAAUAUUCCUUCCAAUUAUUCCGCCAGAAAAAGGGACCCACACUUGGCCGGGGUGCUGCCAAACCGCACCAAGUGCCAGCAAGAAAUUUCCCAUUUUUCUGCCCAAGAAAUCGUUUAACAGAUUCAAUUCAUCACAGAUCGAAUUGGAUAUCCGUCAAAAAGCCGCUUGGUGUGGUUUAGCAGAGCCCCGACCACUUGAGCAGCUGUCUAAUUUACUUCAGUAAUUGAAGCAAAUUUUCCUUAACCGUUCUUCUAAUGAACAACAUAUUGUAUCGUGCAUGAAAAAAACUCCUUCUCCGCUUAUUUCCAAUCACAACAAAAAAUAAGCGCCAGAUAGUUGCCUUCAAAAAACAUGCCUCCAGAAAAAAAAUGUAGGCCCUCAAGUAAAUCAUUUUGGCGAUAAAUGUUUUGAUAGUACGUAUUAUUUGUACUGCGGAUAAAUUAUACACAUCUAUGAAAGCCUUGAAAAUGAUUACGAAAGGUGUCAUUUUGUUGCAAGGCACAAUACCUAGGUUUGAAGAAAGCUUUCUCAACAAAUAAAAGCGGGAUCCUUCG
Armigeres subalbatus is the source of this 2360-nucleotide messenger RNA. Its product is annotated as tyrosine aminotransferase-like. The transcript has 2 exons. Gene Ontology annotation, biological process: L-tyrosine catabolic process; L-phenylalanine catabolic process; biosynthetic process. The record is from RefSeq and is a predicted model, not a curated record. Gene Ontology annotation, molecular function: pyridoxal phosphate binding; L-tyrosine:2-oxoglutarate transaminase activity. The annotation marks the transcript as partial. Lineage: Eukaryota; Metazoa; Arthropoda; Insecta; Diptera; Culicidae.